This is a messenger RNA of Miscanthus lutarioriparius, 2493 nucleotides long. The record is from the annotation of a GenBank genome assembly. Lineage: Eukaryota; Viridiplantae; Streptophyta; Magnoliopsida; Poales; Poaceae.
AUGGUGGACAAGAAUGAUGGGUCAGAGGGUCUUAAAUUCAACACGUCAAACCUCAUUCAAACAACCGAAGAGGUUGCAAGAGCAUUUAUUGCUGUGGCUUCGGCUGCCACUGCACAGUCUGCACGACCAUCUGUAGUGUAUUCAUCCAAAGACGAGAGUGGCAGCCCAAUGCAGAAGCUUCAGCAGCAAUUUUCGAAAAUCAUGAAAGGGUUUUCGUCCUCACCAGACCUGUCAGGAACUUACAAUCCAGAAGUGCUUACAACGCAAAAGCGGCAGUGGUCGAGGUACCAGCUGAAGUCAUUGGGUGAUAGGUGCAUCAGAGAACCAUCACAUCUGUUCGAGAGCAUAGUGAUUGUUGGGCUUCCACCUCACGCAGAUAUCCAGGAGCUGGAAAACAUUGCUCUAGGGAGAAAUGAUGAAGAUGGAAAGAGAUCAAGAAAUUUAUUUAGCAAUAGCCACCAAGUUCACGCAAUAUCAAAUUUGGAACCACAGGUUCUUUUUGCAUACCCUCCAGAGAAGCCUCUUCCACUCAAGUACAAGGAUACCCUCUCUUUCUGCCUUCCCGGAGGUGUACAGGUUCAUGCUGUCGAACGUACUCCUUCAUUCAGUGAGCUGAAUGAAAUUCUCCUGGGACAGGAACAGCUUAAAGAAAGCAACCAAUCAUUUGUGUUCCGCCUACAGGUCGCUGAUAACUCUGCAUUAUAUGGAUGCUGUGUGCUGGUUGAAGAGAUCGUACAGAGACCAUCAAAGUUGGUAUCGAUGCUCAUGAAUGACAAACCCAUCUUUCCACGCAGGAGUCGAUACGUGAUAACUACGCCCCGGUGUUAUUGCAUCCUGUCCAGGCUUCCGUUCUUUGAACUGCAUUUUGGGGUGUUGCAGAGUAUUCUUAUGGAAGAACGUCUUGAGUGGCUCACAGAUGGUGUUAGCAUGCUAACUUCCUUAUCGCUUGAGGAAUCCUGUGAGAACGAUAUCUGUGAAGGAACUGAAGUUACAGCACAGAAACAGUAUUUAGAUAGUAACACAACUGAUGUGGAUAAAUCAUCUGAAUCUAGCAUGGGAGUUUCAUCAAAGGAGCUGUCUGACACUGAUAGCAGUUCUGGGUAUAGAGAGAACCAGCUUGACUUUGUUUCUAAAGAACAACAGCAAAAUAGUUCUUGUGAUAAAGAGCAGAGUGAUCUUAAAAGAGAAAUUGUCACUUGUUGUGAUGUUUCUGAAGUGUCUGAUCAUUUUGUUCCCGAAGAUACAUCAUCUGGUCAGUAUGGAGUUAAGCAUCAUGAACUUGAUUCUGCAUCAGGUAUCCAGGAUGAAUCUGGCGCAAAGAACUGUGAUGAUUCUCCGAAGGGAAAUGUGGAUGAUGAGGAGCUUGAUCUCUUCAUUACUGAUACUAUUUUACCACUUAUGCGAUCUCACCUUUGUGAAGAUUGUGAAUCAUCUCCAAGUUCACAGGGUUCUCCUUCUGAAGGCAGAAAUUUCGACACCCAGGAAUCGGAUUCAGAGGAGCCAUCUUCCAUUGGUGAUGGAGACUUAGUUAGACACAACAACAUACUGCAGUGGGCUAAGGCAAAAAAAUAUGGUUCUUUGCAAGUUGUCUGUCAAUACUACCAGUUACAGUGUCCUGCUAGGGGUUCAUCACUUACUUUUCAUCCCUUGGAGCAUUUGCAUCCUUUGAGUUUUCACCGGCCAGGUGAAACAGUUCUUCACAUUGCUGGUUCUACUAUUGAGCUUAGGUCACGUGAUACAAGCUUAGAGGUUGCUGAGAUGCGGAAUUCACUCUUUGCUGAGGAGGAAUCGACUGCUUUAUCCACAUGGGCAGUGGCAUCCAUUUGUGGAUGCCUAAGGUUGGAACAUGUAAUGACACUUUUUGCUGCCGCACUCCUGGAGAAACAGAUUGUUAUUGUCUGUUCUAAUCUGGGAAUGUUAUCGGCUUCAGUUUUGUCCAUCUUACCUCUAAUACGACCGUAUCGGUGGCAUAGUCUCCUCAUGACGGUUUUGCCUAAUGACAUGAUGGAUUUUCUGGAUGCCCCAGUUCCAUACAUAGUGGGUGUACAAAACAAGACAUCUGAUGUGCUCAACAGGCUACCAAAUGCCGUGGUCAUUGAUGCCAACAGGAAUCAGAUUAAAUCUUCUUCAGUUCCGCAACUACCACAGCACAGAGAGUUGCUUUCUGCCUUGCGCCCGUAUCAUUCAAUACUUGUUGGCGAAAGUUAUCUUGCAAGAAAACGUCCUGUUUACGAAUGCACAGAUGCCCAGGUGGAAGCGGCCAAAGGUUUCUUGGCGGUGCUUAGAGACUACCUUGACACACUAUGCUCGAACUUGAGAUCUCAUACAAUUACUAAUGUGCAAUCUAACAAUGACAAGGUUUCCUUACUUUUAAAAGAGAGCUUUAUUGGUUCUUUCCCAAUCCGGGAUAGGCCUUUUAUGAAGCUUUUUGUGGACACGCAGUUGUUCUCAGUACAGACAGACCUAGUUCUCUCCUUUUAUCAGAAGGACUAA